This is a messenger RNA of Botrytis sinoallii, 1986 nucleotides long. RefSeq lists its product as uncharacterized. Gene Ontology annotation, molecular function: 5'-flap endonuclease activity. The coding region runs from base 1 to 1986 and encodes 661 amino acids. NCBI's taxonomy places the organism in Eukaryota, Fungi, Ascomycota, Leotiomycetes, Helotiales, Sclerotiniaceae. The transcript has 3 exons. The record is from RefSeq and is a predicted model, not a curated record.
AUGGGUAUACCAGAACUCUGGCAGCUUUUCGACAAAGCUGAAAUCGGAGAGAAUAUAUCAACUGCUGCGUUUGCUGCCCAGCAUUUUGAGAGGGAAAGAAGGCCCCUUCGAAUAGCAGUUGAUGUUUCUAUCUGGAAGUUUAAGUGUUAUUUAGAUAAAAAGGAAGUGGAAGCCAUUCGUAAAAAGGUCCCACCUGCGAAUCCAAACGAGAAGAACAUUUUCUACAAGAUAUUGAAAUUUCUUAAGUUGAAUAUCCAAUUGAUUUUUGUCGCGGACGGCAGUAAUCGACCAAAAGAGAAAUAUGGUGGGCAAUCGCCAUGGUACAAAUAUCUUUCACAGGAUGACAAACUCCUCAAAAAGACAGUGACUUCCCUAGGCGUAAUAUGGCAUGAAGCACCCGGUGAAGCCGAGGCUGAGUGCGCAGCUUUGCAAAGCCGUGGGGUAGUUGAUGUCGUUUGGACAGAAGAUUCGGAUGCUUUCAUGUUCGGAUGCACACCUCUAAUACGUUUCUGCCAUGUUAAAAAACCCAAAGUAAAGAGGCCUGGAAACAAUCAAGAUUGGGUCAACGAAUCUGAUGAGACAAGGCGAGAGGUUGACCUCGAUAAUAUCAUUAUUUAUCGAGCAGAUAAAAUACAAAAACAAUUCCCAGGCUUGACUCGAGAUGGUCUUGUGUUAUUCGCUGUCUUGAAGGGGGGUGAUUACAGCAAAGACGGCAAAAGUCUUACAAACUGUGGCGCUGCUCUAGCGUUACAAAUAGCGACUGCGAAGGAAGGUUUUGGCGAGGACCUUUGCAACGCAUCUCAUGCCCAAUUUCCAACUUGGAGAAACAGACUUCGCGAAUAUCUUGCACGCAUCAACAAACGGAUUGACGUACCAGAUAACUUUCCGGACACUCGCAUUGUUGGGCUUUACAACAAGCCCUUAGUCUCACCCGAGAGAAUUACGAGCGAUAUUGGAAAGUUUUGGAACCCCUCUUUUGACGAGAUGGAGUUACAAAGAUUCAUCGCUCCCAUAUUCAAUUUUUGGGUAGCUGAAUAUAUCAAAUAUAUUAUACCUAUUCUUCUCGUCCGUUCUCUUGCAUCUACGCAGCCAGGGCAAGAAGCGAGUAACAACUGCUACAAACUUAAUGUCAUUACCAAGAAGAAAUCGCCCGUCCUUCAGAAGAAUGUAGAGGUACUGCUAUCUGCGGUAACAUUCAUGGACGUACAAGCUUGGAGACAUGAGUUCACGAAUCAAGGUCGAAACGGAAAAGUAGCACCAAUCACUGAAAUGGUCAAGUGUGAGGAUUUACUGGCUUGUAUUAUUGAACAUGGUACAAAAAAAGCUCUUCCACCAGCUAUACCAUCCUCUGAGCGCAAUAAAACUGUGGUGUCUCCCAAGGUAAUUUCCAAAGGUAAAAAACGUGCCGGAUCGCCAAUAGCUCUGACCAACACUGUCUCUUCGCCACAUCAACAGCCACCACCAAAGAGAGCUAAAAGUACAUCAGAGCAGAUCUCAGAACCUAGGUCAGUUGCCAAAACUUCUACAGAAUCGGCGUUCACACACUCUGAAGUUUCACAUCAAUCUCGAAAUAUCCCUUCGUCUAGCAGGGAGGAUCCAGUGCGUAAGUUGGCAGGAUUGGAUAGGAAUCCGAAAUACCCUCAACUGAGAGAUACAAAUAAAUCUUCGAGUACAACCAUCGACCUCACACUCGAUGACUCUUCGGACGAAGAGAACCAGACUCCCACUACCAGUGCUCGCAAUCACAACUUUACCCCAAUCUCAUCACAAAACUCACAACUGGAUACCAUCCGUGAAGCUCGACUUAGGCAUUUCGAUUCCGAUAUGUCUAAGCCAGUAUCUACACCAACAGCUCAAAAGUACAUUCACAGCGCAUCGCCAAAUGCACACGGAAUCUCCAAAGUCUCACCACUCACUAACAAACCUCUUCCUCCGGGUAUUAAGGACGACGAUUUUGAUGGGUUCUUUUCUGAUUCAUCCAUUUGA